AUGUCUCACACUCAUCAUCACGCUGGUAUUGUUGAUUCCAAUACAUCUCCUUCCACUGACUAUUACAACGUGGAUGUAGAAAAUCAUCAUCCUGCCAACCGUCAAAAAGAGACUCCAUGGACCAAGUUUAAGAAGUAUUGGAAGAAGUUUUCAAGUAAAACCAUCGGAAAUAGAAGACUCAAGAUGUGUAUCUAUUCCAUUCUGAAGUUCUUCUCCAUUACCUAUGUCCAAGCUAAUAACAUCUUUGGAGGUGAAGCUUUGCAUCUCUCCGAAAGAGAAAAGCAAUUAAGUCUUUCUUUUAAAAUUAUUUCCUACAUGUUCAUGGCAGUUUUGAUUUUACUGUUCAUUGAAAGAUAUUUUCGAGAAUUAAUUUCCAUUGUAAGAAAGAAACCUCUCCAAACGUGGAUCAAUUGGAUGGAGUCUCUCAUUUACUUGAUCUAUUUCAUCUUUUCGAUUAUGACUGCCAUUACACAUAUUGUGUUCAUUGUAAGAGAAUAUAAUCAUGAGGUUGAAGAACGAGAGAAGAAUCCAGAAGAAUUUGCAAAGAGAAAGGCCACUUUGGAACAAGUAUUGAGUGUUGAAAUUAUUGAAGUAUUGAUUCAUUUCUAUAUUAUUGUGGAUAAGGGAACUCACUUUUUACAUGCUGGACAUUCUGUGUCGAUUUAUUUGGAGAAGGCUCAACAUAUUCCCAAGCAUGCACAUUAUGGACACGAUCAUGGCCAUCUUCCACACGGUGAGGAUGGACACGAUCAUCCUCACAAUUCCAGUCAAGAGAGGUUAAAUCAUUAUGAACAUUCCAAGCAAGAAAGUGAAAGUGAUGAAGAAUAUGAUGACUAUAUUGGAAGAACGAAAUCUCAAACCAAGAACAGAAGACAUACGAGUGCAGCAGUUACCUCUCGUUCUUCGGAUGCCUUUGACAGACUUUAA
Molecule: messenger RNA, 927 nt
Organism: Naegleria lovaniensis
Lineage: Eukaryota; Heterolobosea; Eutetramitea; Acrasida; Naegleriidae
Exons: 2
Coding region: 1-927 (308 amino acids)
Source: RefSeq, a predicted model, not a curated record